CUAUAUUAUUUAAAGAAAAAAAAAAAACAACACUCUCUCUCUCUAGUUUUUUCCCUAACCCCUCUCCAUCUUCAAUCUACUCUCUCUGUGAGCUGAAUCGACUUUCUCUCUCACUCACCACGACGCCACCACGGUCACGGUCUUCUUCUCAGGCCCUCACACUACCGGCGCCGACCCUAAUUGCUUCCCCUCACCCACCGGAACCACCUCCAACGCUCUCUCUCACGCAGAGCGAAUAACCACUUAUCUAUUUACCAAAAACCCACCAAAGAAUAAUCACGAAAAGCCAUAGCUACUGCCCUGACCUUACCUUUAACGAUUUCCGCUACUCAAGAUCGCCGCCGCUUCUCUCCACUUCCAACUUCGAUAAGAAAUCAUGGCCAGUGAAGGAGAUUACAAAGAACCAGUAAAUGAACAAGCAGUAGCCAACAUGUAUGCUUCUCUGAGGUCUGAACUGAACCAAAUCUACUCAAAAAUCACUGAACUGGAGAUGGAAGUAAGUGAACACUCACUAGUGAUGAAUGCAAUUCAGCCUCUAGACCCAUCUAGGCGGUGCUAUCGCAUGAUUGGAGGUGUCCUGGUGGAGAGAACCAUUAAAGAGGUUUUGCCUGCAGUGCAGCGCAACAAAGAGGGCCUUGAGGAGGUUAUUGCCAGGUUGAACGAAGCUUUGGAAAGGAAGAAAAGGGAAAUCUCUGACCUCGAGGCCAAAUACAAAAUUAGGAUACAAAAGCCAGAUGGCAACGAGGCAAAGGACGAAAGUGGUCGGAAGGAAGGUUCUGCUCAGGGAGUGCUUGUGGGUCCUGCUGGUGCUAGUGAAUGAUUUUGUUGGUAGUGUUGCAUCUUACCUGAUUUUGUUUAUUUGGUCAACUUAGUUGAACUGUUAUUUAGCAUAUGUUGCCAUGUAGUAGGCGUUAUGAGAGUUUUGGGUAUUUGAUUGUGUGAAAGAUACACUUGUUUAGGUUCUUGAGACCUUUUACAUGCAAAGCAGUGGAAUGAACAAAAGUGGUCUAUGAAUGUUGUAUCCCCAAUUAUCUUUGUUUGCUAAUCUAUACUUCUCCAUGUAUGGUUCAUAGGACA
Messenger RNA from Cannabis sativa, 1077 nucleotides. RefSeq names its product prefoldin subunit 2. Gene Ontology annotation, cellular component: prefoldin complex; cytoplasm. Gene Ontology annotation, biological process: protein folding. The transcript has 3 exons. Bases 377 to 820 code for a protein of 147 amino acids. The record is from RefSeq and is a predicted model, not a curated record. NCBI's taxonomy places the organism in Eukaryota, Viridiplantae, Streptophyta, Magnoliopsida, Rosales, Cannabaceae. Gene Ontology annotation, molecular function: protein folding chaperone.